ACUCCGCGCCGAGCAGCGCCGGGCACAUGCGGUACGCGGGGCCGCGGCGAGCAGCGCGCUGGGCCCGGGUGCGGCGGCAGCAGCGGCAGCCCGCGGGGGAGGAGGAGGACGAGGAGACGGCGAGGAGGAGGAGGAGGGCAAAGCGCGACCAUGUGCGCGGGGCUCCGCGGCGAGCUGCCGGCCCUGGCCCUGCUGCUGCUCCUCGCCCGGGCGGCGGCGGCGGCGGGCACUGAGGCCACGCGGCCGCCCGAGGGACAGCCCGAGCGCACCCCGCAGCAGAAGGGGCGGCUGUCCCUGCAGAACACAGCUGAGAUCCAGCACUGCCUGGUUAAUGCCGGCGAUGUGGGAUGUGGAGUGUUUGAGUGCUUUGAGAACAACUCUUGUGAGAUCCGAGGCUUACACGAGAUCUGCAUGACUUUCCUGCACAACGCUGGAAAAUUUGAUGCCCAGGGAAAAUCCUUCAUUAAAGACGCUCUGAAGUGUAAGGCUCAUGCCUUGAGGCAUAAAUUCAGCUGCAUCAGCCGUAAGUGCCCAGCCAUUAAAGAGAUGGUGUUCCAGUUACAGCGGGAGUGCUACCUGAAGCAUGACCUCUGCUCCGCUGCCAAGGAGAACGUCCAGGUCAUUGUGGAGAUGAUUCACUUCAAAGACCUGCUGCAGCAUGAGCCAUAUGUUGACCUAGUGAACAUCCUGCUCACCUGUGGCGAGGAGGUGAAAAAGGCAAUAACAAGAAGCGUCCAGGCCCAAUGCGAACAGAACUGGGGAAGUCUCUGCUCUAUCCUGAGCUUCUGCACCUCCUCCAUGCACGGCGAUGCCGUUCUGAGCCCCGAGAAGAAGACGGGCGAAGCCAGCAAAGCUGCUGCUGGCCGCGGGGAUGUGCUGGUCCCUGCUGAGCCUGAGCACAGGGAGAGCUCACGAGCAGCCAAGGGAGAGAGGGGUGCCAGGGGCCACCUGAACGCCCACACCCGGGUGAAGGCUGGGGCCCAUGGUCCCAAAGGGGCACAUGGGAUCAUGGACCGGACGGACGAACUGUCCGACUUCUCGGACAUCCGGAGGUCUAGCUGCGUUCUGUGACAGAGUUUUCAUUCAACUUAGUUGGGAAGACGCGGGAUCAGACCCAACGCAGUGACAAAGGCUGCCCUGACCCAAGGAGCAGAGCUCCUUCCAGUGAGCGUCCUCUCCCUGUUGGUGGCACGUGGCCACCAGGUAGAACAAGCUCGAACCAAAAAGACAAUCCAGGCAUUUUAGCACAAAAAAAAGAAAAA
Gallus gallus (chicken) is the source of this 1262-nucleotide messenger RNA. It is a transcript of the gene STC2, whose product is annotated as stanniocalcin 2. Bases 151 to 1071 code for a protein of 306 amino acids. Gene Ontology annotation, molecular function: hormone activity. Lineage: Eukaryota; Metazoa; Chordata; Aves; Galliformes; Phasianidae. Gene Ontology annotation, cellular component: extracellular region. The record is from RefSeq and is a predicted model, not a curated record. The transcript is spliced from 5 exons. Gene Ontology annotation, biological process: intracellular calcium ion homeostasis.